GACAACCACCGGUCGCAAGCUGUAUACGACGAUCUGGAGGGAUAUCGUCACGGCGCGAUUAAAACCCGCCGUUUCGACAAUCAGUUUUGGAAGGCGUUGGCGGUACAGAAUUACAAAGUAUGGGAGGUGAUCGAAAGGACCGGUUUCGGGCCGCUUUUCAGAAUGGGCCGAAUAUCGACGAAGAACAGCUUGAUUACAUGUCUAGUGGAGAGGUGGCGUCCGGAGACGAACACCUUCCACUUUGACUUCGGGGAGGCUACAAUAACGCUGCAGGACAUACAUGUCCUCUUUGGUCUCCCGGUCGAUGGAACGCCGUGUUGGGGACAAACAAUUAACCACGAACCCCACACGUGGCAAGAACACUGUGCCGAUUAUCUAGGGUUCGAGCCCUCAGUCCAGCACCGCCACACCCGGCAAUGGAGAUUGCUGGAUUCAAUUACCGUCGCCUUCUUCACGGCGGUCCUACUCUUUUUCUCAUGGUGUUCACCCCGCUCAGCCACUCGCUUGUGGCCACCGGGCGAAAGACGCUGCUGCGCUUGGAUGCGCGCCACCGCGGGAGGCUGGUGGCGUUGGUGGACCUCGGCUGGCUGGGGACGGCCUAUGCUUGCCCUGUCUGACAUGGUGGACCGCAUGCCGUGCGAGGAUCCUAGAAUCAACAGCCAGCUGAGCAGGGAGAUGAAUUUCUACGAGGAGGGGCAUUGCCCCCGGUCGGAAGAGGCUCCACUUUGUCUGAUCCCGCCACCGGAAGGCUCUACACAGUCUUCAGUGAUGUUUGCUGCAAAGGACAACAACCCUGAGAUUGAUUGGUAUCCAGACUCAGGUGCUUCUCACCAAGUCACAAAUGAUUUCUCAAAUUUAAGUGUGGCUUCAGAUUACUCGGGUCAAAACAAACUGCAGAUUGGAAAUGGUGCUGGAUUAGACAUCUCUCAUGUUGGUAAGGGUUCUUUCCUCAGCCAAACAAAUUGUCACACCAAACACCACACUUUCAAAUUAAAUAACCUUUUACAUGUGCCUGAAAUAGCCAAAAAUCUGAUUAGUGUUGCUCAGUUUGCAAAAGACAAUCAUGUGUUUUUUGAAUUUUUCCCUACUUUUUGUACUGUGAAGGAUCAAGUUUCAGGUCAGGUUCUUCUCAAAGGGAUUCUUAGAGAUGGUUUAUACACUUUCAAGCUUAAUAGGGUCAAGUCCAGAAGUGAAGAAUUUCAAGAGUUGAGUGAUAAGUCUAGGAAGUCUGUUAUUAUGAGAAAGCAUGAUGUUGCUGUUCCUGUUAGGCAGGUUUAUGUUGCUAGGUGUUCUAAGUCUAUUGAGCUUUGGCAUAAAAGAUUAGGUCAUCCUUCUUUUGAUGUUACUAGGAAGGCUUUGAAUGAUUGUAAUCUCCCUUAUGUCAAUAAUAAAAUACCUUUUUGCUCAGAUUGUGCUAUUGCCAAAACUCACAGACUCCCUUUCACUCAAUCUUCUCAUGUAUCUCAUCAUCCCUUGCAGCUCAUCCACACAGACCUAUGGGGACCAGCCCCUAUAAAAUCCACCUCAGGAAGUCAAUAUUAUGUUGCUUUCAUUGAUGACUACUCUAAAUACACCUUGAUUUAUUUCUUAAAACAAAAAUCAGACACCCUCACAGCCUUUGCUCAUUUCAAAAACUUUGUUGAAAAUCAACUUAACCACAAGAUAAAAAUGGUGCAAAGUGAUGGAGGCACAGAGUUUAAACCAUUGUCCACCCUAUUUAAUGAAGCUGGGAUACAUCACAGAAUUUCCUGCCCACAUACACCACAACAAAAUGGUUUAGUGGAAAGGAAACAUAGACAGAUUGUAGAGGUUGCUCUUUCCUUGUUUUCUCAGUCCAAUGUGCCAAAAAGGUUUUGGGAAGAGUGUUUUAGUUCAGCUGUGUACCUCAUUAACAGAAUUCCAAACAAAACCAUCUCCUUCAAAACCCCAUUCUCUCAUCUCUUUGGCCAUUUCCCAGAUUACAAUCACCUUAGAGUCUUUGGUUGUGCAGCCUACCCCCACCUUCGACCUUAUGUGCAUGAUAAGCUAGAGUUAAGGUCUCAACAAGGAGUUUUCCUGGGAUAUAGCUCCCAGUACAAAGGGUACAAGGUUUUAUUGAAAAAUCACAAAGUUAUAAUUUCUAGGGAUGUAGUGUUUAAUGAAAAUUUGUUACCUUAUAUGAUUUCUAAGCAAACUGAGCAAUCUAAUUUGCACACACCUCAGACUUCCACACAUCCACCCCCACAUAUUGUUCUUGAUUCUCCAAACUCUACAUCCCCUAACAACACCACAACUCCAAUUCCCACUAAUGACAUUCAAACCAGCCCUCCAUCCACCCCCUCACAUACACACACUACAAGAAAU
This is a messenger RNA of Striga hermonthica, 2343 nucleotides long. Lineage: Eukaryota; Viridiplantae; Streptophyta; Magnoliopsida; Lamiales; Orobanchaceae. The record is from the annotation of a GenBank genome assembly.